AUGUAUAAGCGAACAUGGAAACGUCGUAUCAGUAAGCAACCACAGACGGAAAUGUUGUAUCGGAAAUGUUGUAUCAGCAAAAACAGCAUGAAAACAGAAGCAGCUAAGCGCUGUGCAAAGGAAAACCUUCAGGACGGUAGGUUGUUCGCAGUAUUCGUUGCACUUGCUGAUGCCUUCAAUUCGUUCAAUGGAAAUGUAAUUGUCAGCAGCGGCCCGGGAGCGGCCAUGAUGCCAGUGUUGACGGGGAAUGCGAAUGGUGUGCUGGAUCCAACGGAUGGCUGGGGCAACGUGGUCGUCGUUAAUGGUGUACCAAUGAUAAUACCACGCGUACCGCUGGGACGAUAA
Molecule: messenger RNA, 345 nt
Organism: Gongylonema pulchrum
Lineage: Eukaryota; Metazoa; Nematoda; Chromadorea; Rhabditida; Gongylonematidae
Source: the annotation of a GenBank genome assembly